CCUAAGGGAAAGCCAAAACAUAGUGGCUGUAGACUAGGACACAGAAUAAUAGAAAGAGAGAAUGGUGAGAUAUACGUGGCUGCUCUAUCACCGAUGAAUCAGUGUACUUUAACUCGCUAGUAUGAACUCCAGCUGGUUUUUUGAAGGGCAAGGUAUCUGGAAAUAGUAUGAACUCCAGCAGCUGGUUUUUUGAAUCCGUAUCGGGUUCAGACUUCAGAAUGAAACUGAAUCGGAUAGAACGAGAUCAAUGGAAUCCAAACCAAAUUUGGUUAUAUUUGAUCCCUCCUGAUUCGAUCUGAUUUGAUUCGGCUGGAAAUUCGAAGAGCACAGAAAAAUAAAAAACUUUCCCUCCAUGAAUGAACAAUUUAUUACAGGGUUACAAAUACGGCAGUGAUUUACUACUCUCUUUACUGUCUUUACGAAAACGUAAAAUCUUGACUAAUCUCUCUCCUUCACUUGUCCAAACCAAAAGGCAGUUGCUUGACAAUGGCGGCCGCAGCAGAAAGGAAGAUGAAGCUGAAGCUGCUGGUGGACAAGAAGGCCAACAAGGUGAUUUUUGCUGAAUGUGGGGAAAACUUUGUGGAAUUCUUAUUCAACCUCCUCUCCUUACCCGUCAGCCAGAUCAUCGAAAUCAUCUCGAAGGAAUCCAUGGUGGGAUCUCUGGGCAACAUUUACCAGAGCAUGAGAGAUCUGAAGCAGCCAUUUUGUGCCACCACCAACACGCCUCUCUUGUUGCCACAGCCUUCCCCUGCUGCUGCUUCCACCUUGGGUAGAUUACAACAUAGAUUGUCGUCCGAAGGCGGGCUUGUGAAGGAACAGAGUACCUUCAUGGUGAUGGAUGAUCUCAAGGUGAGUCGAUUGUCCGUCGUAUCUGGUCUCACUCUGCUCAACAAGCUUGGUUGCAACGACCUCGCCGUGCUAGUAGAGGAAGAGGUUGAGUUUGGACAUCCUGAGGCACUGGAGUUGUUGAAGGCAACUCUGCACUCGAAGCAAGUUCCGACGAAUGUAUAUCUCGUGAAGGAGUGGGCAAUUCUUGACGCAAUUGCAGCUCGUGCCAAGAGCCAAUCCAAAGAAGAUGCAAAUGUUGAAGCACUCCUGUCAAGGUUGCGUGAAGUGACAGAGUAAGUUCAGACUUUUGUCUUGUCAUUUUCGAUGGAAUGAUGAUCCAGAGGAGGAACAAUACUACUAGUUGUGUUAUUAUUAUUUCUGUGCUGUUGCUCCCCGCAAUCUUCUAUCGCUACUAGCCUACAAAAUCGAAAGUACUGCAAUAUCCGGAAAAGAAAGUAGCAGCAGGGGACAUGAUAUUAAUGUUACAGUGAAGCAAAGGAAACAGGGAAACUACAGUGUAGAGCUGAAUCUAUGAUGAACUCAGUAACCCACGAGUCAGGAGUUUUGCUUGUAACUCAGAGUAUGACGUAGAGGUGUCGAAAAUCUGUUCUUUGUUUUUUAAUUUGACUAGAAUCAAUACCCGCGCUACGCCGCAGGAACUAAAAUUGCAACAACAUAAUCUAAUGGUUGCCAGUUUAGGUGACAGCACAUAAGGAUCGUUGCCCUGCUAACAAAGAUACUGGUUUAAAAGUUUUGAGCAUGCUAGAAAUUUUUUGAAAUUACUACUAUAUUAUUUUCAAUUUUCCUUGCACUACAAUAGAUAAGAUUAUCAAGUAAACAUUAAGAACUCUAUGAAUCUAUGACUUGGAAAAAUCCACAUCCUCUUAUUCAGCAGCAGAUUCCUAAUUGUUGAACAACCAUUUUUUUGUUCGUCAUUAGAGAAAAACGAAGACGACAAACAAACAACAAAAGAUUAAAAACAGUUGGUCAAUGACUGUCUUCUUCACCUUCAUAAUUGGUGUGACUUGUUUCAUCUCGUCAUUCUCUAUACACUUGGGAGUUUCAAUUUAUGGUUCUUUGGCAAUCAUGAGCUCAUUUUCUUCCACAAUUGUUACAUUCUCUAUGGCAUUCUCAUCACCACGUUAUGCUGGUUUUGAAAGGCCAUUAUCACAAUUAUGAGUUUUGGUUGCCGUAAUCUUUCGGUCCAUGUGACCAACAACAUAUAGCUCACAUAUAAGGAGAACUCAUACCACUUGGCACUUGAUGAAACCAUAUCAGUAACAAUAUAUAGUAAGAGUGGGAAGAUGAACAAAGAAAGAGGAACAAACACGUCAGUCACAAGUAAACUCUUUCCUGGAAUGAACAAACAUCAGGGAAGAUGAACAAAGAAGACCGUCCCUACCAGCAGCUUUUCCCAAAUGUCUGAUGCUUUUAUUGUUACAAUUUAGUCAAGUCAAAAAGAGAACAAAAACUACUAAAAUGUUUCCUCGGUUGAUCAUAAUUAUCGUUAGCUGACACGAAGAAAUGCAGACAUGGUUCUUUAAGCACCAUACAAAGAAAGCGAUCAAUGAGGUGUGAAGAGAAACCCCAUACAUUAACAUGUCUAAAUAAUUAAACUGAGUUUACAUGUCGGAUUACAAAGGAAGAGCAAAUCAACAAUAUGUGGAACAACUAUAUUCCAGGACCAGUUAUGGCUUGCAUUCCACAUGAUUUCCAUGAUAUUGUUUGAAAAAAAAAAACGACCAACACAUAGUUGACGACAUAGGUGGCUAAAAUCAGGACUGUAACUGUAUAAUAUCUAUUUUGUUUCUCUUAAGCGUAUGAUGUGAUAAACUAUAAUGAUACCCAAUUCAAUUUCCAACUACACCCCUUGAAGGCAUCAAUUGCAUCAUAAGUAACACACAUAAUUUGAGGCUGAAGUUUUUCCUAAAUAGCAGAAACUGAGUUUCCAACAACACAAAUAUAAAUAAUGGUAAUCUCAUAGAAAGCAGAAAGCAAUUUUACAGUCUGUUUACACCAAAAAAACAAACAAAGGGGAAAUUAAUAAAGGGAGAGUGAUUAACAUAAUAGAAUAAGAUAUUAUCA
This is a messenger RNA of Linum trigynum, 2913 nucleotides long. The record is from the annotation of a GenBank genome assembly. NCBI's taxonomy places the organism in Eukaryota, Viridiplantae, Streptophyta, Magnoliopsida, Malpighiales, Linaceae.